AUGCUAUAAACUUAAGCGAGAUUCUAUACUUAAGAAGCUGCUAAGACCUAACCCUCAUAGCCUUCAACCUAAGCUUAGUCACCUAAAACAAAGAAAAGUAGAGCUCCUUCUCAAAACCAAGAAGUACCUAAAGCUGCUGAGAGCAAUCAGCCAAAGACUGUAUAACUUUUUGAAAGGAGAAGAAAUCCAUUCCAUAAGCUAGGUUAUAAUGAGAAUCAUAUUCCCCAUUAGGGUAACUAUGAACAAGUUAAGAAAUAGAAAUUAGAUCAAUGGGUAAAUCCACCAUACAACUGGCCGCCAGUCAUGCCAAGACCUACUAUGCACAAAGGGAAAACCCUAAUGUUGGAAUUAGAGAAGGAAUAUAUGGAAUCGAUAAAGAAGAGUAGACCAUUCAAGGUGCCAGCUUUUAGAACUGGAGAUGUUAUUGAUGUAACUAUGUUUAAGUCCCUAUCUGAAGGUAAGUUCCAUAAGUACAGAGGAAUAGUUUACAGCUAGAAGAACCCACACUCACUAGACAAAUCAUUUAGAGUUUUCUUGAAUGAAGAUGAGACUAACAUGGGUCUUUAAGUCAAAGAAUUUUCUCCUCUUGUUGCUAAAGUCGAGGUAUUCAAAUUCGGUUCAAAUCAAAACAGAAAGAAGCUAAAUCACAUUCCCAAACUAGACUUGUCAAAGUCAAAGACUAUGGAACCAAUAAUUAAAGGUAGAGAUUAUAAAUCAAGAGAUAGAAGAGGAGACCAAAGUAAAGGUGACUCAGCAGAUAAAGAGAAAGGAAAAAUCAAGAGAAAUACCACAAAACUAGAGCAAUCUUACGAAUGA
This is a messenger RNA of Stylonychia lemnae, 816 nucleotides long. The record is from the annotation of a GenBank genome assembly. Lineage: Eukaryota; Ciliophora; Spirotrichea; Sporadotrichida; Oxytrichidae.